AUGCCAGCAGAUGGCCUCGAGGAGUGUCUGGGCAGUCCGUCUCCGGCCGUCCCUUGGGAGGAAGACGGAGCAAGCACUCUGCCAGAAUCGACAGGCAAUGAUGCCAUAGAGCGUUAUGUCCAGUUCAUGAUCGGCAUGGAAGCCACACGCCCAAGCAUGAUACGAGGAAUCCCUGUCCAUCGAUUCCUACAGCAAGCACCUCGCAAGUGGUCGAAAAGUAAAGUGGAUUCAGAGCAGCUUUAUGGGUUGAGUGAGGUCGUAACGAGAUUUGACGAGUUCUGGUCGCACAGCUGGCGCACGAAAGCUUGGCUGAAACGACUCUGGUUGUGGUGCAUGUUCGAAAUGGCCGCAUUCAUGCGCAGCAAGGGGCUGGGUGUAGAGGCGGAGAACUACUUGGCGGUUUGCCCAGUGUUCGUUGGCCCCACGCUGCUGGUCGGCCAACUCAGUUUCAGUGUGUUGAUGGCCGCGACCCUGACGAUGUCAUUCGAUGCGGUUUCUUACGUCCUGAUCGCCCAGGUUGCCCUCGCCUUGCCAUGUUUCCUGCUGCUCGCCUACGGGGUCCUUGCACAUUGUCACAGCAUCGACUUGGUGCAAAGCCAAGUCGGCAGCUUCACCACUGAGGAUUCUUCAUGCCACUGUUGCUCCUCUGGCCUUUGUGAUAUAAUCUGUGACCGCAUGCUCAUCGUUCGCUGCAUUGCAGCCUGGUUCGGGUCUGUCGAGAACUUCGAAACUGCUGUGCGAGGCGAUGUGCGCAGAGCUUUGGUUCAUCAGCUCGCGAAUAACGUCUUCUCAUACUGGCGGAUUGUGCACGCACUUUGCCCUUUGCUGUGGUUUAGCAUGGACCUGAUGGCGCCAGGAAUGACGUUGUCUCACACGAUCUCCUACGCACUGGGGGGUUUCACAGCUUGCCUACUGGUCGUGCCAAGUAUAGCUCUCGUUUGUCUCCGCUUGUGCUACAGACUGCGUAAGCUUUUCCAUGGGAGCAGAUGCUACAAGUUGCUGCUAUCCGGAGGAAUGGUAGCUGUGGGAACGCUAAUCUGGGCGAUCUUCUUCGCGUCACAGAUCAUUCUGGCGCAGCUUCUCGACUCUCAUUUUCAGAGUGCUAUCCCUCGAGCCACCGCUGUACUCGCGGUCUCGAGCGUGGUCACCGUCUUGCUGUGGCGAUGCUGUCCCUCAAUGUGA
Messenger RNA from Symbiodinium sp. CCMP2456, 1182 nucleotides. The record is from the annotation of a GenBank genome assembly. Lineage: Eukaryota; Dinophyceae; Suessiales; Symbiodiniaceae.